Molecule: messenger RNA, 535 nt
Organism: Aspergillus steynii IBT 23096
Lineage: Eukaryota; Fungi; Ascomycota; Eurotiomycetes; Eurotiales; Aspergillaceae
Product: F1F0 ATP synthase subunit f
Exons: 4
Coding region: 314-526 (70 amino acids)
Biological process (GO): proton motive force-driven ATP synthesis
Source: RefSeq, a predicted model, not a curated record
GAUGCCGGAUGCACGAUUGACGAACACUCGGAUUUUCUAACGCGCCCUAGUCCACACAAGAUGAGCUACAUCACCCGCCGAGGUCUCUCGACCCUGAUCCCUCCCAAGAUCGCUUCCCCCAACGUGAGAUCCCUUCCAGAACCCCUACUGCAUUGAAGACCCGACCGAGCUCCCCGUCCCUUCGUUCGGAACAAUCUUUUCUUCGUCGCGAUUCAGGACUCCAGCUCCACCGCAUCGGUGAUUCCCUCUUCGUGCUCCGUCAGAACUAACGUUUGAAAUAAAGGCGAUCGGGGCUGCCAAGGAUGCUGCUCGUAUGGACCGCGUGGUGAACUUCUACGCCAAACUUCCCCGUGGCUCCGCCCCUGAGGUCAAGCCUACCGGUCUCAUCGGCCGUUACCAGGCUCGCUACUUCGGCAAGAACCCUUCUGCCGCUCCCCUCGCUCACGCUAUCGGUGGCAUUCUCAUUCUGGGAUACAGCAUGGAGUACUACUUCCACCUCCGUCACCACAAGAACCACCCUCACUAAACUUUCUGC